Molecule: messenger RNA, 2833 nt
Organism: Ostrea edulis (European flat oyster)
Lineage: Eukaryota; Metazoa; Mollusca; Bivalvia; Ostreida; Ostreidae
Exons: 3
Coding region: 796-1530 (244 amino acids)
Source: RefSeq, a predicted model, not a curated record
CCAGAGUCUGAAUAUCUAAUGCACAAUAAUAACGCACAGAUUACGGAACUAUUACCUGUUCAGAGUCAGAUAGCACCUAAUUCAAAUAAUAUUAAAUUGACCGAUGUCUAUCAUUUUUCAUACGUUUGUGUCAAAAUUUCUUUCAAUCUGAAUUCCACGUGUUCUAUUAUCCGUCAAUGACUCUUCAACACGCUAUAAACAAGACGAACUGGGCUAAAGUUCCAAACAGCCAAAAACAAAUACACAUUUUCAACUUCUCGCUCUCCAGAACGGCUUUAAACUACGCUGCGAGUAUGUAAUUUAUAAGCAUUUAAUGUCCCGCUUUUUUCUGUGGUCUGUUUAAGGUUGUAAUUUUUAAGUUGAAGUUUUGAAAGGUCUAGCAAUGAUACCAGUGAACCUGUCGUCAGGCUAUAUAAAAAGUUGCGAUAUUCAGACUAAAAGUUGAUAACAACAUAAGCGGGAAUUCUUGUCACUUUCGUUGGCCCUUUAUGAAUGCUUUUGUGACGACUAUUAGGCCAAGGGUUUAAAGGAUUAUAUAUUAGAAAAAUGAGAUAAGAAUUAUCAUCGGUUGGACAUUUAUCAAAGGAAGUUUUAAUUACACUGGGUCUGUUGAUUGAGAAUACACAGUCACUAACGUCUUAGGGAAGUAACCAGGCGACCCAGAAAAAGAACCAGACAUGGUACUGAAGUUGGAGUGUAACUAGGAAUAUACCCACUCUGUUUUACAUCUGUCUAGAAAAACUGACCCCGAGUGUCUUAGAUACAUGUACAUGUAUACGAUGGAAUGUAAUUCCGAUGGAGACUAAAAAACUUAUUUAUUUCCUUCCUGGUCCGAUAUUUAUGUUCAUUGGAUUGAUAAUUAACAUUGUAAGUUUCAGCACCGCUCACUGGUCUAAGGAUCAAGUGAGUAAUGCGGGACUGUGGAAAAUGUGUCUAGGACUAAGUCCAUUGGAUUCAAAAAGGCUUUGUUUUCAUUACAGCAGCCGCAGCCACCUGCCGUUGAUGACAUUUGCAUGCAGUGCUCCGUCAACAGUUGGAUUAAUUCUGUUGAUCAUUGCCACAAUAUGGUCCAUUUUCUCUUUAUUUCAAAAUAAAAAGAGAGCACGCCUAUGGACUCAGAAAUCUGCUACCGUAUGUCUGAUUUCCGUUGUGUUCAAUUUAUUCGCACUCUGCAUCUACGCUGGAUCCUUUGACUCCAUAUCCUAUGACAUGAUCCCAAAGUGGUCUGGAGUGUACGACAUGCAUUUGUCGUGGUCUUUCACUGUUGCGUGUAUAGGAACGGGUGUGUCGUUAGUUGGAUCCACGAUGUCCCUUUAUAUUGCUCUGAAAUAUGGAACCAGUGUACAUCUUUCAGCAAACGUUUCUCACGUUCCUUCUCUUCAAGUUCAUCCCCCGCCAUGUAGUCGACUUUCUUCGCCAACAAGAUUCGGAUCACCUCGUGUUUCUUCACCACUUCCAUUCAGCACCAAACGAUAUUCACCUCAAGGGUCAUAUCCAAAACGAAAUAUUACACCCGUCAAUGUAUCAUAACUAAUCUCAAAUUUUGAAUAAAAAGACAUAUGAAAAUACAGGAUAUAUGAAACGCUAUGUUGCCAAGCGUGGUCACGUUCAGAUAAAUCUUAUGACAUCAAUGUAGUUUUGUCCUUGACCUUUUGUUUCUCCAAGUAUGGAAUUUCAGCUAGUUGUAUUCGGCAUGUCUGCGUCGUCAAUCUGGUCAAUGGUUUCCACUAGAAUUUUUGCUGUAGUAAUAAAUACGCCAAAUACGCUUGGGUUUUUAACUUUAUCGCUAGGUGGGUUUUUUUUUACGCAAAUAUCGAGCCCGAUGAAAAACAAUUAUGAAAUUCCUUAACAAGUUUUAUUCGAGCACUAAGCUUUUGCAAAGUCAACAAAGUAAUGCAUAUUUAGUUCACUUUGUAUCUUUUAAUUAUAAUGUUUGAUAAAUAUAAGCUAUACUUUGUCCUAAACCGAUUUCAGUUUAAGGUGCGAGGAAAUACACACCCGUCAGUGGUUUCCAAUUUAUUUCUUUAAAAAAAUUCAGAUGCCAUUACCAAUGUCUUAUAUUAAUCAGACGUCAGGCUUUUAUCAAUUACCUGCAUUAUGUACAUAUUGUUUUAGUACUUUCUCUCAGCCCGUGCAUCUGUCUGUCACAAAAUCGUGUGAACACUUCUCCUUCUGUACAGCUUAUCGGAUAGACUUGCAACUUUGUGCAAUGCGUAUUGCCGGGAAGUGAGGAUCCAAUUAUUUUCCUUAAAGUUAUAAUGUAUUUAGGAGGGGUGGAGGAUGUAAAACAGCCUGUGGACACUUCUCCUAUAUGGUUAUCAGAUAGACUUGCGACUUUGUACAAUGAUUCAUUGCCAUUUGACGGGAAAGGAGGAUCAAUUGUUAUCCUUGAAGUAAUACAGGAAUGCUUACUCCUCCUAGGCACCUGAUCCCACAUCUGGUGUGUCCAGGGGCCCGUGUUUGCCCAACUUUCUAUUUUGUAUUCCUUAUAGGAGUUAGGAGAUUGACCACUGUUUGUUAUCUUCACCUUUCAUGUAUUAGCUCUAAAUCUGAACAUUUUAUUUUGCUGUACAAAUGUGCAAUUAUGAUAGUCUUGUAUGUAACUUUAACAAUAGUCAUUGAUAAAAUUAACAUUAAGAUUAAGAUUAUAGCAAAAUAAAGAUUUUGGUUCUAUUGAAUAUAUAGCAUUAUAUAGAAAUAAUUUUUUGGUUUGGGAAGACAAUAAUGUAAUUUUAAUUCAUCCAGAGCCUCUGGAUAGGUUUUCUAACACAAAUAUUUAAUAACAAAAGUUUAUAAACCUUGUUUUGUAUAUCAUUAAAAUAGUAAAUCACAA